AAAGGAUAUAGGAAGCGACUUGUAUUUGUCCUAAACACUAAAAGAAUCAUGAAAUCCAGUGUUGGGCUUUGUAUUAUAGCUUUCUGCUUCUUAGUUUUCUAUGUUGAGGCUUCACCUAUUCAUCAAGAGAUAGCAAAGAAAGGCAAAGAAAAAAGCCCAAGUGAACGUGGAAACAACAGGCAUGAUAAUGCUGAAAGUGAUGGAAAACAAGAACGCGUGGAACAAAAAAAAGGCUUGAUAACAUUUAAAACUUACAACGGAGCAGAAUCUUCAAAAAGUUAUUCUAUAAUAAGAUGUCGACCACGCAGGGGAUGUUUCAAAAAAAAUAAUCGGUGGCAACAGAAACAGAGCAAGUUCAAGGAAGUUGAAACAAGCAAAGACAAGCAGCCGUUUCAUGGCCUGACGUAUCCUCCAGGACAAAAACAACAAAAGCAGUACCUGUUAUUACUGCAACCACAAACAUCAAUGGCGUUACCAGCCUUGCAGCAGCAACAGCAGCAGCAACAACGACCGCAGCAGGUUAAACAGGGAAAACAGCAUCAAAAUCCAAAAUUGAUACACUCAUCUCAAGUAGCACCKCCACUAACUAAAGGCAGCAAGGAAGUACCCAGGCCACCUCCUAGUCCAUCUCCAAUUAGGCCAACGAAACAACAAGGGCCAGUAAAGUGGCAACGAAAAUCAAAAGGCAUGGAAAGAUAUGGGUAAAAAAAGAAAAUGAACCACUAUCAUAGUACGCGCUCUCUGGGACUGGUCGAAUGUUAUUGUUCAGUAUAACUAUCAUAUUACGCGCUCUCUUAUUGGUCAAAUGUUAUUGUUUAUUUCACCGGUAAAACCACGGAUGCGAAAAUGCUAUAAUAUAAAAG
This is a messenger RNA of Exaiptasia diaphana, 863 nucleotides long. RefSeq lists its product as uncharacterized. The record is from RefSeq and is a predicted model, not a curated record. Bases 49 to 705 code for a protein of 218 amino acids. The transcript is spliced from 3 exons. NCBI's taxonomy places the organism in Eukaryota, Metazoa, Cnidaria, Anthozoa, Actiniaria, Aiptasiidae.